Nomia melanderi (Alkali bee) is the source of this 1763-nucleotide messenger RNA. RefSeq names its product peptidyl-prolyl cis-trans isomerase FKBP8. Gene Ontology annotation, molecular function: peptidyl-prolyl cis-trans isomerase activity; protein folding chaperone; protein binding. The record is from RefSeq and is a predicted model, not a curated record. Gene Ontology annotation, cellular component: membrane; endomembrane system; cytosol. Gene Ontology annotation, biological process: negative regulation of apoptotic process; protein folding. NCBI's taxonomy places the organism in Eukaryota, Metazoa, Arthropoda, Insecta, Hymenoptera, Halictidae.
CUGCAAUACACCAAGUCACAUAAAAUCACUUACCCUUCUUGUAAACUGAAGGCUCUGAAAACUUGUGCAACACCAAAAAAUGGCUGCAAUAUCGACAGAAAGUUAAAUAGAACAAACCUUACUUCAAGUAAUAAGUGAAGCCAACUGGUGUCGCAUGUGUGUAUUGCGAAUAAACAGAAAUUUAUAACAUUUCGGAAAACUGUCGUAAAUAUUUAAAAUAAAAAGAUGGGAGAAGAUCCAGUUGGCCCAGAAAAAACUCAAACUGACUUUAUUAAUGAAGAAUUAAAUCUUAAUGUGGAUAUAAAUAAUGAUAAAAGUAAUUCUAAAACUGAAACACUAUCAAAUGGUAAUUCAACCGAAGAAUGGAUAGACAUUUUGGGAAAUGGACAACUUAAAAAAAAGGUGGUGAGACAAGGGAAAAAUGGUACUCGACCAAAUAGAUCCGAUAUAUGUACCUUGAAAAUUAUUGGCAAAUUAAAAGAUGGCACGGUUGUUGAGGAACAUGAAAAUCUUGAAAUUCAGUUAGGCGAUGUUGAAGUAAUUCAGGGAUUAGAUUUGGCAAUUGCGCUCAUGGAUGAAGAAGAAGUUGCUGAAAUUGAAGUAGAUCCAAGAUUUGCUUAUGGCCAUUUAGGAAAUGAACCAAAUAUACCAUCUAAUGCAACUAUUUUAUAUACAGUUGAACUAAAAUGUGCUAAACUAGAAGAUGAAAUUGAAACUCUUAGCGCUAAUCAGCGGAAAAAAAUUGGGAAUAAAAAACGAGAACGUGGGAAUUGGUGGUUUGCUCGUAAUGAACCAGUGCUUGCAAUUCAGUGUUAUCGAAGAGCAUUAGAGUUUUUAUUACCAUCAGAAAAUCGUGCUUCGUAUCAAACAGAUGCAGAUGAUUCUACUACUGAUAUAGAAUUGCAAGCAUUAUUAGAAGAUUCUAUGAAAGUAUAUAAUAACUUAGCAGCUGCACAGAUGAAAACACAAGCAUAUGAUGCAGCAUUGAAAAGUGUAGAUAGUGUUUUGAGUUGUCAACCUCAAAAUGUAAAAGCACUGUUCAGGAAAGGAAAAAUUUUGCAUUACAAAGGAGAAAAUACAUUAGCAUAUCAAACAUUACUGCAGGCAGCAAAAUUAGAACCAGAAACAAAAGCUAUUCAAGUUGAGUUAACAGUUUUGAAAGAAAAGAUUGCUAAAGAGGCUCAACAUGAGAAGAAUUUAUAUCGCAAAAUGUUCGGUACACAUAAAAAUAAUAUACCUUUAAAAAAUACAAAAAAGGAGAGUACAACAAAAGCCGUAUCGAAUAUUACGUGGAGCUUGAUUGGCGGAGCAACUGCCGCAAUAGCGGGAUUUCUUUUAUACAGAUUUGUUUCGUGAAACAAAACUGAAAAAAUUAAUAUAAUGUGAAAAGUAAAUGAAACUUGGGGAAUAAACAUUGUAAAAUGUACUGAUAUAUUGUUAAACGUACUACUUAUAUAUUGUUAAUCAGCUUUGUUUAUAAAAAAUAUGAGUGUAAAGAUAAGUGAGCUGUAAAAACUGGUGCUUUCAUAAUAUAAUGUUACACAUAAGAAAAGGUCGUAAAAUUGAUCAAAUUCCAUUGGAUCAUAUUAUUUUAUUCAUUUCUAGUUCAUAUUUUGAUCUGUACUAUUUGCAAAAAACUUUCGCUAUUUGUUAUUUAUUAUACCUAUGUUUUUAUUGUACAAAAUUUAUAUUCACCUCUUUGAACCAGAUAUUUAGAUUAUGUAUAUGCAAGAAUAAAAAAAAUAUAUGACAUUAAGCAUUUA